AUGGUCUCCACGCGACAUCAUCCCCGCGAGUUUCCCUCGCCUGAAAGCGCCACGGCUAAACCGCUGAUCAAGUCGCCCGUCAAAGCGCCCGCGACCACCCCAAGUGGCACCGCGCGCAAAUGGGUGCACACCCCAUCCGCCGCCGUGACCAUCUGGCUGGCGGUCUCCGUGCCGCUGGUCAUCUGGGACGCGGGCUAUGUGCUGUUGCGCCCGCAUAGUAUGCCCGGGGGUCGGCUGCAUUCGCCCAUCUGGACCCCCUACGCGCUGUACGGCACCAUCGACUACAUCUACGGCUGGCCCGCCUUCAACGCGCGCAAUGGCUUCACCGCCGCGCAGACAGCCCUCAAUAUUGUCGAGACCCUCGGAUACAUCUACUACCUGUGGGUCGUCUACGUGCAUGGCUCCGCGGUCGUCAGUCGCCGGCAGAGCAAGAUCACCAAGGGCUUUCGCUGGCUGUUGACGGGCGACAAGGUGGUCGCCGGCCAUACCGGCGCCAUCGCGCUCCUGGUCGCGUACACGGCGUCCGUCAUGACCGUCAGCAAGACCAUUCUCUACUGGCUGAAUGAGGUCUUCUCGGGCUUUGACAACAUUGGACAUAACGACGGGCUCACUCUGAUCUUCAUGUGGAUCAUUCCCAAUGGUCUGUGGAUCGUCUUCCCAACUUACAAUAUAUACGUGCUCGGAGCGGAGAUCCUCAAUUCGCUAGAACUCGCGACGCCCCGCGGCCGACCGGGCCGCCCCAAGGCUUCGUGA
Messenger RNA from Penicillium lagena, 753 nucleotides. RefSeq lists its product as uncharacterized. Lineage: Eukaryota; Fungi; Ascomycota; Eurotiomycetes; Eurotiales; Aspergillaceae. The transcript has 3 exons. The record is from RefSeq and is a predicted model, not a curated record. The coding region runs from base 1 to 753 and encodes 250 amino acids.